AUGGCCGAAGGGCCUAAGAAGGCGAUCAGGAGGAGCACGUUCAUGGAGGUUCCCUACUUGUCGGACCCACACAGGAACCUGAUGGUGGAUCUCACAUCAACAGUUGAGACACGCCUUGAUUCCCAGCUCUUACCCUGCACCCUCCCGGAAAACGUCCGCUACUUCGAGAACCAGAAUGGAACCUCCCAUGCCACCCUUUACCUCAGAUCCGGCAUUAGCUCUUCCCCGAUUGACUUCCUAUCGGGAAUAUGGAUCCACAGUGAGCUACCAACUGGAGGAGAACUGAACAUAACAAGUCUCGCAAUGUAUCUCAACUCUUCCACAGACGCCCCAAAUUUCACAAUGGACCUUAUCUUGAGCAGUCCCACAUCGCUAAUUCUCUACCUCAAUUUGCUGCCAAGAAAGGACCUUGUCCUCCAUCCAGACUACCUUAACACAUUCUACCAAGACACCGAGUUGGAAACUCAAAGGCAGUUGCUCGACAAAAUCCCCGAGGUUAGGCCCUACUUCUCUCCGUCCCUCUACGUCCGAUCCCUUCUUUCUCCGACAGCAAUCAUGGUCAGAAUCGAAGCUGAGGCGGCCGAGCGAAUGGAGGAGAUCAUAAGAGAACAUGUUCAUCCCGUUGCAAAGGAAGCGCUUAGGAUUUGGAUGGAUCAAUGUGCUUGUGUGAAGAGAGAGGUGUCGCAGACCGAGAGAGAUUAUCUUCGAAAGAGGGAUGAGGUUGUGAAGACGAACACCAUUGAGGCGGAUUUGGCUUCGAGCUUGCUUAGGUUGUUUGGACCUGAAACUGCCGACCGAGUACAAGCCGCCAUUCGUGCAGUGUAUUUCUCUACUUGA
Molecule: messenger RNA, 837 nt
Organism: Morus notabilis
Lineage: Eukaryota; Viridiplantae; Streptophyta; Magnoliopsida; Rosales; Moraceae
Product: red chlorophyll catabolite reductase, chloroplastic
Exons: 2
Coding region: 1-837 (278 amino acids)
Biological process (GO): chlorophyll catabolic process
Cellular component (GO): chloroplast
Molecular function (GO): red chlorophyll catabolite reductase activity
Source: RefSeq, a predicted model, not a curated record